GUCUUUAAAUUACGGUAUACUCUCCUUGGAAAAAAGUUUAGUCGGAAGAAAGGAAGGAUGACAUCUCCCACCUACCCAGGAAUUUCUCGCCCAUCACUCACCUUCCUCGAAGCAGCCGAGAAAGAAACAAUCGACAAGAAGAACAAAUAACUUUAAGAAACAAAAGAGUGAGGCAUGAAGACCGUUGGAUAAAACAACGAAUAAAUUGCAGACCCUUCGUGUCUUUCGUUUUCCUUUUGUUAUUGAAAACCUCAUCCACCAACAACGUUUGCAAAAUGAACGGAGGAUCUUACGAGAAAAUCCCCACCGUGACACCACUCGACCUCCACACGCCGUCACCGGAAAUGAAAGAAUCGGUGGAAGCCGUGGAGCGGAUCGUACACUAUGACUUCAAGAACAACAAGAAGCUUCUAGAGGAAGCUCUCACCCACCCCUCCUUCCGCACAAGCGACGCCGUUUCGUAUCAGCGGCUGGCGUUCCUCGGCGACGCCGUUCUUGGCCUCGCUGUAAGUAAUUACCUCUUUCAUGCUUACCCUGGAAUUGACCAAGGUGACCUCACUGAGCUACGCUCCGCUAACGUCAGCAAAGAGAGGUUCGCACGUGUCGCUGUGCGACAUGGGCUUUAUACCUACGUUCGCCGCACUGCAACUGCUGCUCUCGAUGAUCAGGUUAGGGAGUUUACUGAAGUUGUAAGCCGAGAAGAGGAGAAGACGCCGGUAUAUAGAGGUUCUGUAGAAGCCUCCAGAGUUCUUGCAGAGAUUGUGGAGUCUGUGGCUGGUGCUAUUUUUAUUGACUUGAAUUUUGAUCUCGAAAAACUUUGGAAGAUUUUUAGGCAUGUUUUGGAGCCUAUAGUUACUAUUGAAGAGUUGCAGCAACAACCUCACCCCGUCACAAAGUUGCAUCAGUUUUGCCAGAAGCACGGGAAGCUUGCCAAGAUCGAGUGCGAGAGAGAUGAGACCAAGAGUACUGCGAAUGUGUAUGUUGAUGGCAUGUUUGUUGCCUCGGGUUCUUCUGAACAGAAAAAAAUUGCUGAGGUCAGUGCUGCUGAGAUGGCUCUGUGUAACUUGAUGCAAUCGAUGUGCACGAAUGAUGCGUCGGUUGAAGAUGCUGCUGGAAUUGAUGGGUCAUUUCCUGUUGAAAGAGCAAGAAAUGAGUUGCAUAAUCUUUGUGCCAAGAAGAAGUGGCCUAAACCAAUUUACACCACCGAGCAUGAAGAAGGUCCUCCACACGUGAAGAAGUUUGUAUCCAAGGUAACUAUAGAUGGUGUGCUAUCUGUAACAGGAGAUGAAAAGUCGAGACAGAAACAUGCGAAGAAUUCUGCUGCUUCUUUGAUGAUCCGCCGUCUGCAAGACUGAUACAUCUAAAGUUGUUAAACAGUCCGAACACAUCAGAAAGGCAAGCCAAUGAACACCGCCAAUUCAACAUGGAAAUUUUACUGUAACAACGCUUGAGCUCUACGCACCACGGCCAUCACCUGAAUGAGUGUUUCAUUUCCGGUAAUGGCGGUGAUACGCAGAGGGUGAGGGGUGUUAAGUUGAAGAAUUUCAUUUUGAAUUGACGCGGUUCACUGUCAAAGACUGAGAGAGUUCUGGAGUCUUAUACAAAUGAUUGGUGGUGUAACUUCAGAUGUAACGGACAAACUAUCCGAGAAGAACCCCCAGUGUUAUAGAGGGAAACUGUUAUGGGUGCUUAUAAGUUUGAAACAUUUGGUUUGUGCUUCUUAUUUAUAGAGGGAAACUGUUACAGGUGCUUGUAAGUUUAAAACAUUUGGUUUGUGUUUCUUAUUCAUGGAUGCUUUGGACCUAUUUGACAUGUUGAUCCUGAUUGGAAGCCAUGAUAAUUCCAUAUUUGGAUAUGUUUGUUAUUGGUUCCGGUAUACAAUCAGACUCAUUUUCUUUA
Molecule: messenger RNA, 1899 nt
Organism: Rosa rugosa (rugosa rose)
Lineage: Eukaryota; Viridiplantae; Streptophyta; Magnoliopsida; Rosales; Rosaceae
Product: ribonuclease 3-like protein 2
Exons: 4
Coding region: 276-1355 (359 amino acids)
Biological process (GO): siRNA processing
Cellular component (GO): nucleus; cytoplasm
Molecular function (GO): ribonuclease III activity; RNA binding
Source: RefSeq, a predicted model, not a curated record